AUGUCGACGGCGUUCGCCACAAUUUACGAUUUCCUCAGCCUUGGCAAUGUUUUUCUGCUGUUGUUCACCCUGAUGGUAUCACAUUACAUCAUGGUGCUGUACGAGUUCAGAGGAAUGCCACCGGGUCCGCGAUUUACAGCCGUUCCUGUUUUAGGUAACGUGUUUUCUCUCGAUUCGAAGGCGGAGAAACUAACCGACGCUUUCCGAAGGUCAGUGAAUCGUAUCUUAAAAUAUUUAACUUUCGAUUUGAUAUAGCCAUCUUUGGUUUUGCUUUUGGCUCAAAGAUUAUUGUAUCGGGUAUUAACAUUGUGGGAAAGAACACUUUUUUUGAUGACAUUUCACCAAAUUCACUGGUUCAAAAAUUGAAAAUUUUCUUUACGCCCAUCUGCCAUAUAAAUAUUAUGUAAUUUCAAAUCAGCUAUUUGUAUACAGUGUAGAAUAUUCUGUUUGACCACUUGACUUAUCAAACUAUCCAAACAUAUAUCUUUCGGAGCAAAACAACUCCACUACUGAAUAAACAGUCUUCUUAACUUCUGCCAUGGAAACGCUUUACGGUUAUUUGGCCGUAAUUGCUAAAAUUCCUCUUUGAUGAAGCCAUAAAAACGUUAAAAGCAUAUAACCACUUAAUGAAUUUUCCAUGGAAAUAGAUCAUAAAACAAUUAACACACCUAUUCGGAAGCGCAUGAUUAGUGAUUGGAACAUUAUCAGCCUGUUGAGAUGUAAGAAUAUUCAUCUAUCUACACCUAGUGUUGCCCCGCUCUCGUCAUCUUGCCUCGAACGAAUUCUCUCUAAAAAUCCAAUUUUCUAAAAAGCCGGUUAAAAUGUUCUGAUAAAUUCAGAGCAGAAAAAUGUUAAUUUUAGAACAAUUCAAACUACCCACAUUGUUUUACAUACGUGGGCUACUUAGCCAUGCAAUUAUGAAGUAAUUUUUCAGUUAUUUUUAGUUGCCACUGUUUUUGACAAUUAUUUGUCAAUAAUAGUUUGUAUCGCCACUAAAUAAACCGUUAUAUAUAGCUUUAUUUUAAUUCAUGGUACAGAAAUAGCGUUCCACAGCAUGACUCCUGUAAAAGUGCGGUUAAUUGAUUUGCGCGAGAAGUCUUUUGAGAGAAUAGCUUUCAAUUUGCAUUUUUUCUCUUAAGUUACCGGUAAUAAAUGAUCAUAGACUGUUUUUCCAUUCUAUAAAUCAAGAGCGAUUAUUCUUAAGUGGCUAUGAUUUCAUUCGGUAUCGCAUUUUAGGACUUUUUUUUCCAGGCUCAGUAAUUGGGAGUCCACAGGCGGUUGCAGGGUCACCAUUUGCUGAAUGGACAAUGACGACAAACUGCUUUGUAAAGUUGCGCAAUGAUCGAUUAUAGUAAUCCUGCCGUCAAAACAAUGUCUUCAAGACAUUAGAUAGGGAUGUGGAAGAUUCAGCGGCGUUGAUAAAAGAUUGGACAAAAUAGGAUAACGAAACAGACUAAUUACUUUGAGUAGAUACGAUUAUUAGGUUUCUAUCGAAUAAUGUAUUUAGCUUUAGUUUCCAAAGCUCAAAUCGCGUUACUGAAAUCCUCUCUUCAAAACCGCCCAUCGUUAAAAUAAAAGAAUACAAGAGCUAUUUAUAUUUCCUAUUAACAUUUCUGGCGUUGUUGUUGGGGUCACCACUCCUGUCUUUUCACACCACUGAAUCCACUGUCCAUCAAUUGACCAUUUCAACGGUUUGGAAAGUGAAAAAAUAUUUUAAGCUCGAAUUCCUUUUAGCGAUUGAAACAAAACGCAAAGCGCUGAGUUUGGUCAAGAGAAAUCAGCACUGCUAUUUUGAUCAUUGUUUUAUGAAUAGCAUUACCGAGGCACAUGUUUAACAAACGAUUCUCUUUGUUCUUUUUCAGCCUCAGACAAAACUAUGGUCCUGUAUUUUCGCUCAAACUUGGUAGUUACAAGUUUGUUAUGGCGUCUACACCUGAAUCUGUUAAAGAGAUGCUAAUAAAGAAAUCUACUGAGUACGCUGGAAGACCGCAGACAUAUUCAGUUCAAACUAGAACACUAGGUAAGGCCUUUUGCACAUUGAUUACGUAAUAGGGUUCUGAAAAAGGAAUAAUUUAAAAUCGAUUGUCGGAAAAAAAUCCUCAGUAAUGAUUAUUAUGAAACGUUUAAGGGGUAGUUAAGGACAGGGGAAGGGAAGGACGCGAGAGAAAUGGCAAGAACGGUCGCUUCCCACCCCUCCAAUACUUCGUUUGCAUCGAGCAUUGGAUUAUGGGACUUGUUGUCACAUCUGUCACACACAGAUUGAGGUUGUAGUUGAUUUCCUUCCUUCAUUUGAAGGUUUUUUCGCGAUUUUCUACUGUUUGUAGCCAGUGGUACAAGAAUAUCACUAAGUAAACUUCCUUUAGAGCAAAGAAACUGAAGAGGGAGAGCCAUCCCUUAGAUGUGUUGCUUCACGCGCAUUCAUUAUUCAUCAACCUUUGACAUUUUUACGGCAGAGAGGCAGAACUUUGUCGAAUUCUUUUCUAAAUCAUUUUCUUUAAUUACACUGUAACUUAAGUCCGUAACAUUUGUUCUGUUGCAGGCGGUAAAGAUAUCGCUUUCGGUAACUAUGGUCCUUCUUGGAAAUUUCAUCGAAAAUUAUUCACAUCAGUAUUGCGCCAGUAUGUUUCCGAUAUUCCCCUCAUAGAAAGCCGAGUCUCAGUUCAAGCUCAGAAAUUGGUGCAUUUUAUGCAAGAACAAGAUGGCAAACCUUUUGAUCCCGCAGAUUGCCUCAUGAGGGGCGUUGCUGAUGUCAUUUGCGGGAUAACGUUCGGUGAAGGUUUCGACACAACGCACCCAGAUUUAAACAAGCUUUUGAAUCUUUGCGCGAAUAUUGUGGAAAAUGAUGAUGUGGCAAGGCUUGUUACUGUGUUGGACUUCUUCCCCUUUACGAAGUACUUGCCGAUCAAGGCUUAUGAUCGCUUCAUACAGCCCUUCUUCGAAAUGUUUGGAAUCAUUCGCAAAUUUUUAAGAGAACGAGAAGAAAAUUUCGACCCAGCAAAGAGCGUACAGGAUUUCAUCUCGGGUCUUCUUUGUGCAAGAAACGAAGCAAAGAUGGCAGGCGAUGGAGAAAGGUCCGCAUUUCUUUCUGAUGACUAUCUUGUGAACGAUGUUGAGGUCAUGUUUGCUGCUGGCUACGAAACUACCAGCACAACCUUAAAAUGGGUGAUAGCUUACCUAGUUAACCAUCCAAAGUACCAGGAGGACAUUCAACGCCAGUUAGACGAGGUACUUGGUGAACGGAGUCCCUCCUUGAAUGAUCGUGCCAGCUUACCUCUAGUGCAGGCAGCAAUCAUCGAAACACUGCGACUUGGAAACGUUGGACCUCUUUUACUUCCUCAUGUCACCAUGACCGACACCACACUAUGCGGCUACCGCGUUCCUAAAGAUACAAUUGUCUUUGCUGACACAGAAUCUGUUCAUCUGAAUCCCAGCUGUUGGAAAGAUCCCACCGAUUUCAAUCCAUACCGUCACAUCGACAAAGACGGUCAGCUUAUCACUAACCAAAGUAACUUCUUUCCUUUCGGAGCUGGUCGCCGAGUAUGCGCCGGGGAAGCGCUUGCUAAAGUGAAACUAUUUUUGUUUGUGUCGUGGAUUCUUCAAAAUUUCACUUUUGUUCCUGAAGUAGAUGGCCAUCCUCCCGAGCUGAGGGGCAUAUUUAGUAUUACUCAGUUUCCCGCUCCCUACAAGAUACGCGCCAUACAGCGGAAGUGA
This is a messenger RNA of Pocillopora meandrina, 3711 nucleotides long. The record is from the annotation of a GenBank genome assembly. Lineage: Eukaryota; Metazoa; Cnidaria; Anthozoa; Scleractinia; Pocilloporidae.